CCUUCAUUUCAGAUAUAUACCACCAAGUGACUCAAAUGCUGCAAGCGAGCUGAUACAUCAAGGGUUUGACGUGACAGCUGUCGACAUGGCUUGGCUUUGCUCUCGGUCCCGAGCCCGAGCCCGAGGCUUUGACAAUUGCCUUCUUUUAAUAGUUGACAUUUCCACAUAGCUGCAAGGCACAAAAUUGAACCCGUGCCGGUGCGGCUCUUCCCUCACAACACCUGGAGACGUCUAUCUGAUAAGGAAGGAUGUCGGAGUCACGAUAUCACGAAGGCCUCGAGGUCUACUCGGACAGCGCAGCUCAUGCGCCAGAAGUCAACCCACACGGCGUUUACAAUCAGGGUUCGAAGGAUCCAAUAUCGGGUUAUGUUCAGGUCGUCGAGGCACGAAAGGGUCCCUUUGGUCUGAGCAUAUUGAGCCUAUGCGCGCUUGUUGCUAUCAUUACUGCAGUGGUUGUCGGAGCUGGAGUUGGUGGAGGUCUUGGAUCAGCUCUGGCCGACUGCAAGAAUUCACAAGUGUCUGAGGCCCCAGCUGCGUCCGCGAUACAAGCCUCCGCCUGUCCAACCCUCACAGCAAGCGCAAGCGAAACCACCGAAACCGCCGAGUCGAAAUUCUACGAGCCCAAACCAGCAGACCAAGUAACAAACCUCACUCUCCCCGACGCAUGCUCCCAACCAAACGGCAAAGACGACUACACCACAACCAACGGCUACGGCUUCACAUAUACCUGCGGGUUUGACUACCCAGGGAACGAUAUAGUGCCCAUACUGGCCUACACAGCAUUCGACUGCAUGCAUGCAUGCGCAAUGUACACCGAGAUCAACAGCGGGAAGGAAAACGCGACGCUCUGUGAUAGUAUCGCGUUUAAUAGAGAGAUGGCGAAGAACUAUGAAGUCAAGGGAGGGAAUUGUUGGCUGAAGACGGGGACGAGGGAUCUUUUUCCGGCGUCGGAUUUGAUGCCGACGUUUUUGUAUGCGAAGAGGAAUUCGUGAGUUUGAUGUUGGUGGGGGACUGUGAUGAUGGAUGACUAAUUGAUCAUACUACUUGGAUGUUUCUUUUUUUUUUCGCUUGGGUGUUGUCUUUGCGAUUGAGGCUGCGGGGAUGGACUCAUGAGAGCGUCAGCGUGGCUGAGUUAAAGAGUAAUAGCCGGACGGUCUUGGCAGUAAGACCAUCGCAGCGAUGAGGUUGGGCUCAAACGGGACUAGGAAAACAGCAACGACAUGAGGCUCUAGUUUCUUUUGAAUCACAACUAUGAGAAUUUAUGGCUAGAAGAUAUUUAAAGUAAAUGUCAUUUGCCAUCAAUCGACAUCCGAAUCGUGAGCUUGGUGUUUCAACAAGUUCAUCUUCAAACCUCAAACCGAUACGAAUACCCACUACUCAAUCACAGUGCUGACACACG
Fusarium odoratissimum NRRL 54006 is the source of this 1399-nucleotide messenger RNA. RefSeq lists its product as uncharacterized. The record is from RefSeq and is a predicted model, not a curated record. The coding region runs from base 249 to 992 and encodes 247 amino acids. The transcript has 2 exons. Lineage: Eukaryota; Fungi; Ascomycota; Sordariomycetes; Hypocreales; Nectriaceae.